Molecule: messenger RNA, 1455 nt
Organism: Enterobius vermicularis (human pinworm)
Lineage: Eukaryota; Metazoa; Nematoda; Chromadorea; Rhabditida; Oxyuridae
Source: the annotation of a GenBank genome assembly
AUGUGUGGAAUUAUUGGCUUGGUACUUUGUGAUGGGGCAAAACCAGAUGGAUGUUUAGCAGCUUUAACCAUUGAAGGCCUUAUAGCUCUACAGCAUAGGGGUACCGAUAGCUCCGGCAUUGUUGGAACGGAUGGGGUGCUCAAUAACCAGUUUGAAAUUGUCAAAGGAAAGGGUCUUGUAAGAGAGGUGUACAGAGCUGAAGAGAUCGCCAAAUUUCAGAAUGCUGUGGCUACGAUUGGCCACAACAGGUAUUCAACCACGGGCCUAAAAAGUGCCACUAAUUGUAUACAACCGUUUGUGGUACAUACUGUUUCUGGACUUCUUGCUAUUUCUCAUAAUGGUGAACUAGCCCACGCUCCUGUUGAGAGAAAAAAGAUGCUGGAAAGUGGUGUCGGACUUUCUACCGAUACUGAUAGUGAAUUGAUAGCACAAAGUAUUGGAAAGGCUAUUGCUGUGAAUAUGCAGUCUCGUAAACAAAAAGCUGCUGGAGAUAUUGCUGAGGAACUUGUUAAAACCUUACCGCAUUUGAUGCUUUCCUAUUCCCUGCUAGUGAUGACCUCCGACAGAAUUUAUGCAGUUCGAGAUCGUUAUGGUAAUCGACCGCUGUGUAUCGGUAUGACGUACACAAAGAUCCAUUCUGAAAAAAAGCCGUAUGCUUACAUAGCUGCGUCGGAAUCGUGUGCCCUUUUUCCGAUGAAUGGAGAGUUUUGUUUCGAACUGAAGCCAGGUGAGAUUGUUGAAAUCAGCCGCGGUGGUUGUAAACGGAUUCAUCAGAUGAAACCGAUAACUCCGGCAUUUUGUAUAUUCGAAUACAUCUACUUUGCAAGGGAGAGCUCUGUUUUCGAAGGGCAAGAAGUGCACACAGUACGGGAAACCUGCGGCCGAUUACUUGCACGAGAAACUGGUGUUGAGGCAGACAUCGUUAGUGCAGUUCCCGACUCUGCAAUUCCAGCUGCUUUAGGUUAUGCACAGGAGUCUGGAAUCCCGUAUCGACUGGUACUAAACAGGAACUCUUACGUCGGAAGAUCUUUUAUACAGCCCAAUAAUCAGUUACGUUUGACAGCUGUCGUGAGGAAGUUUACCCUUAUCGCUUCAAAUGUGCUUAAUAAAAGGAUUAUUUUGGUCGAUGAUUCUGUUGUCCGGGGGAACACUAUGGGUAUAAUCGUCAGUAUGUUGAAGGCCAAUGGGGCAAAAGAGGUUCACGUCCGCAUAGCUUCGCCACCUAUCAAGUACCCCUGUUUUAUGGGUAUUAAUAUGCCAACGAAAAAGGAACUUAUAGCUUCAAAUCACUCGCUUGAGGAAAUCAAAGGCAAGUUUGGAGCUGAUUCAAUUAAGUAUUUAAGCAUCGAUGGUCUCUGCGAAGCUGUAACAAAAGAUUUGGAGAAGGAGAAUCAUUCGACCGGUCACUGUACAGCCUGCCUCACUGGCCAGUAUCCUCUUCAGUUAGAGUGGUAA